Messenger RNA from Sitophilus oryzae (rice weevil), 1116 nucleotides. RefSeq names its product nicotinamide riboside kinase 1. NCBI's taxonomy places the organism in Eukaryota, Metazoa, Arthropoda, Insecta, Coleoptera, Curculionidae. Gene Ontology annotation, cellular component: cytoplasm. The record is from RefSeq and is a predicted model, not a curated record. The coding region runs from base 265 to 915 and encodes 216 amino acids. The transcript has a single exon.
GGUGACAUUGAUCUUUGAAUAAAUAUGUCAAUUUGAAUUUAUUUUAAAAUUUUAAAAUAUCAAGAUCAACAUAAAGUUAUUGCGUAAUUCACUUAUUAAAAUAGACAAUAAUUAAAAGCAAUGAUAUCAAGAAAAGCAUGUUUACAGAGAUUGUACAUUUAUAUAAACGCAGUGAUUGUGAUAGACGGUUUGAUUACACCAUUAAUGUGAUCGUUUAAUUCGUGAAUAAUUGUGAAAAUCGCAUCUUGGAAUAAUAAACAAAUCAUGUCCAAUAAAAAAGUUCUAGUAUUGGGUAUUUGCGGAGCGACCUGCAGUGGAAAAACAACAACAGCACAAGAAUUACAUAAAUUGUUACCUAAUAGCAGGGUUUUCGGCCAGGACGAAUAUUAUUUUGAUGUAGAAGACCCAAGACACACGUGGAUACCCGAAUUAAAUCACAUUAAUUUCGAUAUAGUCAGUUCCUUGGACAUGGCUCGGAUGCUUGAUGAAAUUAAACAGAACAUAGAGCAAGAAUUAACUCUAAUAAAGGCUCCAGAAAAAAUAACAAUUUGGGAUAGAAUAGUCUGCUUUUCGAACCUCAUGCAUGAGAAUAUUGUUAAAAUAAAGGAAUCAGGCUGCCAUGUUGUAAUAAUUGAAGGUUUUUGUAUACUUAAUUAUAAACCUCUAGCUGAUAUAUGUGAUCUGAAAUACUAUUUCACCUUGGAUUACGAAGAAUGCUUCAAACGAAGAUUAAAGAGGGUAUAUGAGCCCCCUGAUUGUCCUGGGUAUUUUGAGAAGUGUGCAUGGCCUGAGCACUUGCAGCAUGUGGCUGAGGUAAAGAAGACCGUUGGUGAUGUAACAUAUUUCAAUGAAAAUACCACAAAUCAUGUUGAAAUAAUUUUAAAUGAUCUUGCCAAAGCCUUAAAACAAUAUUGAUACUGUAUUAUAGUACAUUUUGUGUUCCACAAAAUUUAUAAAUAUAUCUUUUCAUUUAUAAAACAUUCCAAGUGAUUUUAAAACUGAAGUGUACAAAAUGUAAUUUACUUCUUAAUUUAUAUUUUAUAAUGUACUUAAAGAUCGGGUAUUUAUUUUAACAUGUUAACAAUGAAAUCUAUUUAAUAAUAAGUUUUAAGUUAA